AUGAAGAAAAUAGCCAUAACCGGCGGGAAAUGUACCGGCAAAAGCACUCUCCUUCAAUACAUCCAACAAAGAGGUUUCGCAACACUUUCUUUCUCCGAUAUUCUUCAAGAAGUCCUUGCCAGUAAUCCAACUAUCGGCAGUAAUAUCUCCACCAACCUAUCUAAGACCAGCAAUAACAAGAAUAGCCAAGACAAACACAGCAAUAACAAUAGCACUAGCACUAGCAAUAGCAAAGAUAGUCACAGCACCACCAACUCAUCCGAGAGCAGCGAUAGUAAAGAUAGUCACAGCAGUACUAACUCAUCCAAGAGCAGCAAAUCAACCAAAUCAACCAAGUCGACUAAAUCAACUAACUCCACCAAAUCAACCAACUCCACCAAAUCCAAAUCUAAUAACAAACGCCAUACUAACCCAACCCAACCUAAUGCUUUACUUAAACAAAUUGAAGCCGAUCUUAACUCUGAAUCUCCUAACUCAACCAAAAUCCAACUAGUCCCUAAAAUCAUCUCUAUCUUCCGCCGUCGCAUCUUCUUAGCCGUACUUAAAGGCCAAGGCACUAUCUUCGCCGAAGUCCCUUUCCUCUACGAAUGCCAUCUUGAAGACUAUUUCGAUAAAGUCCUAGUUGUUACCUGUGGUCCCAAAACCCAAGAAGAUAGAAUAUCCCUCUCCCAAAAAGACCUCCAAGUCGCCAAAUCAACCGCCGACCAACAAAUCUCUCUACCCGGCAAACGAAGAAAGUGCGACCUAGUUAUCGAUAAUAACCGCACUCCAGACGAUAUGUUCUACCAAGUAGAUACCAUCCUCCAAAAAGAAAGAAAGCACUCUCUCUUCUUCACCUUCACUCUUUCCUUCCUCCUCUUCGCCAUUCUUACUUCCUUCCUCAUUCCACCAACCACUCGAAACCAUCUCCUCCACCAUCUCAACCAGUUCAUUCAUCCUCUCCACCACCAUUUCACCCACUGCAUCCACCAACUCAAUCUAACUCUCACUCACUACCUCACCCCAAUCACCACACGUCUCCACCACUGGUACACCACCUACCGCCCCCACUCAACUCCAUCAUCCUAA
Molecule: messenger RNA, 1068 nt
Organism: Nematocida homosporus
Lineage: Eukaryota; Fungi; Microsporidia
Exons: 1
Coding region: 1-1068 (355 amino acids)
Biological process (GO): coenzyme A biosynthetic process
Molecular function (GO): dephospho-CoA kinase activity; ATP binding
Source: RefSeq, a predicted model, not a curated record